CUGGCGGUUCUUGUGGCGUCCGCAGCCCGUGGGCCGCAGCCCGUGGGCCGCAGCCGGUCUCCUCAGCCGCCAUGAGGCGGAGAGGCCCGGAGGAAGAGGCCUGCGGCGUGUGGCUGGACGCGGCGGCGCUGAAGAGGCGGAAAGCGCCGACACAUUUCAUCAAACCAGGCAACAAAAUACUAACACUCUUUCCGAGAGAGAGAAAACCUAAUGUUUCUCCUACUCAGAGAAUGUCUGCAGGGACUCGGCAGACCAGCAUUGCUUCUUUUAUCACCUUGCAGCAAGGAAUGACAAGUGGCAGUAACCGGAGAAGUGUUUCAUCUCAUAUAAAAAGUCAGAUUAAUGAAGAGUCCAAGAAAGAUACAAUCCAUCUAGACUAUUUGAUCCAGGGCUCAGAGGAUGAUUGUGUAGCACUCCCUUUGGCCACUUCAACCCCUGCUGGUCUCCAGGAACCUGGACUUUCUCCUCAGUCGGUUGAGACUCCUGGCCCCAACAGUAUGGGAACUCCAUUUUUGACAGUUCUGUCUUUGCCCCAAUCUGAAACCCCUGUCUCUGCUGGAGAGAGUAAAGCGUCAUUGGCUUUUUCCUCUGCCCAGGACUUGGAAAGUUCUUGUUUGCUAGACCUACAGGAGGGCAAGGGGGAUUCUCCCCACAAACUGAAAAGGCUUCAUGGAUCUAAGACCAACUAUCAGGGCACUAAGGGACAUACCACCCCACCCGGGGGGAAAUGUCAUCAACCUCUGGACAAAGGAAAACGAGAAAGGAAAUUGUCUGCUAAAGAAAACAGGCAAGCCUGUAAGAACCCUCAAGCUUACAGGGAAUCCUUGAUUGGAGAAGAAAAUACAGAAUCAGUGAAACAAAGUCCUUGUUCUCUGUCUGCAAUUUCCCAGAAGAGUGAAAAACAUGACAAGGACUCCUGGAGUCAGCUUUUCACUGAAGACUCUCAAGGCCAGAGGGUCAUUGCCCACAACAGAGCUCCUUUUCAAGAUGUAACCAACGCCUGGAAUCAGGGUUUAGAGCAGUGUCCUGAGCAGCAUCCUCACAGCCCUAAAGCUCAGUGCCAAGAUGGGCCCACUCAGUUGCAUCUGCAGCCCAGCUUGCUCUUUACCCAGGACUCUGAAGGUAACCAAGUUAUGAGGCACCAGUUUAAAAUGCUUAUAUGAAGGGGUUUGGUCCUAAAGGUGCCCUGAAAUUGCAGGGUGCAGGAAAGUUAUCUUGUAAGGUGGAGGUGUUGGGGCAGAUGAGGGUUUAGGAGGAAAGUGGCUAUGGGAUGAAGCUGUUGUCAUUAUUGAGCACUUUGUGUAAAUAAAGCAGGCAGUCAGUGCCACUGUU
Molecule: messenger RNA, 1332 nt
Organism: Dipodomys spectabilis (banner-tailed kangaroo rat)
Lineage: Eukaryota; Metazoa; Chordata; Mammalia; Rodentia; Heteromyidae
Gene: Aunip
Product: aurora kinase A and ninein interacting protein
Exons: 3
Coding region: 72-1163 (363 amino acids)
Biological process (GO): spindle organization
Cellular component (GO): spindle pole; centrosome
Source: RefSeq, a predicted model, not a curated record